AUGCUUGAAGUAAAUUCAGUUCUAAGAAUAAUUAUUGAAGAAAAAUCACAAAAGCGUGCUAUAAUAGGAGCAUUGAUCUCCCAAGCAAGAUAUCAUAUUUUUAUGGAUAGAAAUUAUGGCUCUUGUUUAAAGGAUGAUGCUUAUACUAUUAUGACUGAUGGGGUACCCUAUACCGUAUGUUUGAUAAACCAAAGCAAUUUCCAUUUCAAUAAUGUAAAAAUAUUUGUUGAAUGCAUUCAAAAUUUGGCUUUGGGAUUUAGGCUAUCGAUUAGGUGAAGGUAUCAGAUUUUAUACAAUAAUUGUUUCUGCUGUGUUGAAUGGAGUUCAAACUAAAAUUUAUGAUAGUAAUUUAGCAACAUCAAUAGUGAAGAUUACAUUUCCAGAUUAAUUUGUUGAAAGAUUUGAUGUAUUAACUGUGGGAGGUAAUACAUACAAUUAAGAUUUGCACAUUCUAAAAGUUGAUGCAUAUUAUAAAUUUUCAUGA
This is a messenger RNA of Paramecium octaurelia, 484 nucleotides long. Lineage: Eukaryota; Ciliophora; Oligohymenophorea; Peniculida; Parameciidae. The record is from the annotation of a GenBank genome assembly.